AAAAAAUGAAAAGAAAGAGAAGGUGAAAUAAUUUUCUAAGAACACUAUGAAUGCAAGCAUAUGAAAGGAAACUGUCUCGAAUUUUCUCCUACUAUUGUCUUCUGUACUGUAUAUACCUGCUUAUUCUGACUGGAGAAGAAAGGAAAAUCGAAACCCAAAUUCCUCUUCCCUUAUGCAGCAUGGCAUAUGGAAGCAACGGCAAGCGUGGCACAACGAACAGCGAUAACUCUACCCAACACGACAACAACAGAGGUAAUAACCACCACAUCGUGAAUAUCUCCACCCCUUCUGUUACCACCACCACCAUUUCCCUCCCUAACAACAACCCAAGCCCCACUCCAAAUCACUUCCCCCAAUUCUCCGGAACCGCUCAGUCCUUCAAUAACACCGAAAACGGGUCACAAGAUUUUAGCCGCGCCAAGAUCAAGAGCCCUGUAACUGGAAAUUCCUUCAACAACAUCGGAUCAGGUUCCCAAAGUUUCAGAGAUGCAGAGAUUCGUUGUUCCAAGGAAUCUAGCAAACAGAGUAGAUCUAUUUUCUCCAUCAAACAAAACCGUGCGCCCCAAGGCGGAACUCUCCACUCCUUCAAUAAUAACGGUAAGGGAUCCCAGUGUUUCGACGGUUUCAAGCUCAACUGAGAGCACUUAUGAGGUUUCCAAUUUAUCCAUUUCAAUCUGCUUUUAAAGUUUCAGACUUGUAUUUCAAAACCUUCUAUCGUACUAUACUUAUGUUAUUUGCAUAUUGGUGAAGAAAAGAUAGAACCGAUAACAGAGAUAAGCUUUGAUUCUAUGCUUAUGUUAUUUGCAUAUUGGCGAAGAAGAGAGGAAAGAAUGAGAGAGAUAACCUGUUUGAUUCUAUGCUUCAAUUUUAUUACAGUUUCCGUACUUAUGCAACA
Molecule: messenger RNA, 895 nt
Organism: Vigna unguiculata (cowpea)
Lineage: Eukaryota; Viridiplantae; Streptophyta; Magnoliopsida; Fabales; Fabaceae
Source: RefSeq, a predicted model, not a curated record